This is a messenger RNA of Lactuca sativa (garden lettuce), 2515 nucleotides long. Its product is annotated as putative L-type lectin-domain containing receptor kinase S.5. Gene Ontology annotation, molecular function: ATP binding; protein kinase activity; carbohydrate binding. Gene Ontology annotation, biological process: protein phosphorylation. The record is from RefSeq and is a predicted model, not a curated record. Lineage: Eukaryota; Viridiplantae; Streptophyta; Magnoliopsida; Asterales; Asteraceae.
AAAUAUUAAAUUAGAAGCCAAUGGUAAUGGCAGUUUCCGAGCAACAACCAUCUUCCUCAGCCCUUCUAUAAACAAUUCAAAGCUCUCAAGAUCUUAUAAACCCACCCACCCACAUUUCCAUUUCUCUCUCGCCCCUAAAAUCAACUCAGAGCUCAAAUCCACCUCCGUCACCGCCGCCGCCGCCGCCCCUUCAAUCACUACAUGAGAUGGGUUUAGUGCCGGUGACCCUCAGAACCGCCGUCAUCUUCCUAUGCUUCUUCUCCGCCGUCGCCAAAUUCAAAACCUUAAACCGAACCUAUCCUUACUUCAACAAUUCCAUGACCACAGAAGCCAAAGCCGAGUUAAUAUUACAAAACCAUGCGGUGCUAAGCCAAGAUGCUCUGCAGGUUACUCCGGACUCCGCCAACCCGCUGGUAUUCGGACUCCAGAACCAGUCCGGUAGAGUGAUGUUCUAUCAAAAAUUCAAGCUAUGGGACGGCGACGUCAACAGCAACUCCGCCGUCGCCUCCUUCAACACCUCCUUCCUCGUCAAUAUGUUCCCAAACAACGGCACACCCGGAGAAGGCUUAGCUUUCCUGAUCGCACCCACCAUCGACAUCCCGCAGAACAGCUACGGCCAAUAUCUCGGCCUCACUAACGCCACCACCGAUAACCAAACAAGUAACGGAAUAGUCGCCGUCGAGCUCGACACGGUCCAACAAAAUUUCGAUAUCGAUAAGAACCACAUAGGUCUCAACAUACACUCGAUCAGAUCUGUAGUCUCCGAAUCAUUAACACCGAAAAACAUCACUCUGGUUACCGGCCCAAUCCCGUCGUUCGAGAACAUCUGGGUUCAGUACAAUGGCGACGAGAAGAUCAUCCGGAUUUACAUCGCAAAGCAAAUGGGAAAAGAUGACCCGACUCCGCCCAUGCCGGAAAACCCCAUCAUUGAACGAAAACUAGAUCUCCGGACAACAGUUAACCAGCACUCCUACUUUGGUUUCGCCGCUUCCACCGGAACCCUAAUCCAGCUAAACUGCGUUCGUCGAUGGAACUUAACAGUGACCUACAUACCUGAACCGAAGGGCCCAUUGAUGACAAUCUUACUCAGCGUUGGGAUUCCGGUGGUGGUGGGGUUGGUGGCGUUGGCGGCGUAUAUCGGUUACUAUCUAUACAAGAAAAGGUUGGUGGACCGGUCGCAAUCAAACAUUCUGAGCCGGCUGAGAACACUGCCGGGAAUGCCGAAGGAGUUCCAUUUCCGGGAACUGAAAAAAGCGACGAAUAAUUUCGAUGAGAAGAGGAAACUUGGGCAAGGUGGAUAUGGGGUGGUUUACAAGGGGGUGUUGCCGGAGGAUAAUGUGGAGGUCGCCGUGAAAUGGUUUUCAAGGGAAAGUUUGAAGGGAGAAGAUGAUUUCUUGGCUGAACUCACCAUCAUCAACCGUCUCCGGCAUCGUCAUCUUGUUCGAUUAUUGGGAUGGUGUCACAAGAACGGGAAGCUCCUAUUAGUUUACGAGUACAUGCGAAAAGGCAGUCUUGACAUGCAUCUGUUUACAGUAACCGGUGAGCCCUUAAGCUGGGCCCUCAGGUAUAAGGUCAUAGUCGGUGUCGCCUCUGCCCUCCACUACCUCCACUACGAAUACGACCAAAAAGUCGUCCACCGUGACAUCAAAGCUAGCAACAUCAUGCUCGAUUCCAAUUUCAACGCCCGUCUUGGAGAUUUCGGCCUCGCGCGUGCCCUAGAUAACGAAAAAACCUCGUACGCGGAAGCAGAAGGCGUACUGGGAACCGUCGGUUACAUCGCUCCCGAAUGUUUCCACACAGGAAAAGCCACUCAACAUUCCGAUAUUUACGCUUUUGGCGCUCUACUAAUCGAGGUUGUAUCCGGUCAACGCCCGGGGACAAAAAUCAACGGGUUCCAGUUCAUGGUGGAUUAUGUAUGGUCGUUGUAUCGUGAAGGGCGAAUCUUGGAAGCGGUUGAUAAGCGUAUUGUGGAUGAUUAUAACACCGAGGAGGCGAACAGACUAUUGUUGUUAGGGUUAGCUUGUUCGCAUCCGAUAGCAGGCGAGAGGCCGAAAACACAAGCCAUUGUUCAGAUGAUAUCGGGGGCACUGCCUGUGCCCCCGGUACCACCUUUCAAGCCGGCUUUUGUGUGGCCUGCGAUGAUGUCCAUCGACGACAUGUCGAUGGCCACAUCGAUCGAUACGACACCGUUAUCGAUCAGUCAGUAUGAGACUGACUGGAGCCCACUGAGCCGGGAAAAUUACUCGGGGUACACGGACCGAUCCAUGGUUUAGUUUCUUUUGGUAUGACUAUAACCUUUGGGGGUGAAUUCUUUAUCUUGUGAUUUUAUUUGUGAGGCAGGAGAAAAUUCUUCUGGUUGUUAUAAUAUUGGGAUCUUGUGUUUUGUAGUUAACACUAUAUUUCUUUGUUGAUAGGAUACGGAACAAGAAAUGCUCGUGUAUAAAUUUUAUGGGCUAUGGUUUUUUUUUCUUUGUAAAACAAGUUUACUCUUUUUGUUUCUUCUUUCAUUCAUUUA